Messenger RNA from Gastrolobium bilobum, 1537 nucleotides. Its product is annotated as protein PELOTA 1. The transcript is spliced from 16 exons. Gene Ontology annotation, biological process: ribosome disassembly; nonfunctional rRNA decay; nuclear-transcribed mRNA catabolic process, non-stop decay. Bases 63 to 1202 code for a protein of 379 amino acids. The record is from RefSeq and is a predicted model, not a curated record. Gene Ontology annotation, cellular component: cytoplasm. Lineage: Eukaryota; Viridiplantae; Streptophyta; Magnoliopsida; Fabales; Fabaceae.
GAAUGAAUAAAGAGGAAGAGGAAGAGGAAAAGAGGGGAAGUUGGUAGCAGUUAGCAAUAGGCAUGAGAAUCGUUCGGAGAGAUCUCGUACGGAAUGGACCUGGUAGCGUUAAGAUGGUGCCAGUGGAUUCGGAUGAUCUAUGGUAUGCAUAUAACUUGAUAGCUCCAGGAGACUCUGUCAUGGCUGUUACAGUCAGGAAGGUUCUUAGAGAAGUAGCUUCUGGCGGACGAGAAGCGGAACGUGUCAAGCUCAAAUUGGAAAUUAGAGUUGAAGAGAUUGCAGAUUAUGACAAAGAAGGUUCUGUUUUACGUGUUCGCGGCAAGAACAUUUUAGAGAAUGAAUAUGUCAAGAUAGGAGCAUUCCAUACUUUAGAACUCGAUCUACAGCGACCUUUUGUGCUCAGAAAGGACGUUUGGGAUUCUUUGGCUUUGGAGGUACUGCAGCAGGCCACCGAUCCUGGUGCAAGUGCUGAUCUAGCUGUUGUGUUGAUGCAAGAAGGAUUAGCCCAUAUCCUCCUUGUUGGUAGAAGUGUGACUGUUACACGUUCACGGAUAGAAACUUCAAUUCCUCGCAAGCAUGGGCCUGCUAUUGCUGGUUAUGAGUCAGCUUUGAAUAAGUUCUUUGAGAAUGUUUUGCAGGCUUUCUUGAAACAUAUAGAUUUUAACGUGGUUCGUUGUGCUGCGAUUGCAAGUCCAGGAUUUACAAAGGAUCAGUUCCAUCGUCACUUAUUUUUGGAGGCUGAAAGAAGACAGCUACGACCUAUUAUUGAAAACAAGUCGCGCAUCAUUCUUGUUCACACAAGUUCAGGAUACAAGCAUAGUUUAAGGGAGGUUCUGGAUGCUCCAAAUGUCAUGAAUUUGAUAAAAGAUACUAAGGCAGCACAAGAGGUUCGAGUUUUGAAGGAUUUCUUCAACAUGCUUUCAAAUGAUCCAUCACGUGCUUUUUAUGGAAUGAAACAUGUUGAGGUUGCCAAUGAACGACUAGCAGUGCAAACUCUUCUUAUUACAGAUGAUCUUUUCAGGAGUUCAGAUAUAACAGCAAGACAAAGGUUUGUUAACUUGGUCAACUCAGUUAGACAAUCAGGAGGCUCUGUCCAUAUAUUUUCAUCCAUGCAUGUCUCUGGAGAACAGCUAGCACAGUUAAGUGGCAUUGCUGCAAUUCUUCGGUUUCCUCUCCCCGAUCUUGAAGACAUGGAGAUGUGAUGGAUAAUGUUGGUCAAACACGUUGCUGUUGGCCAUGGCCCUUCUUUGUUUUUAUUUUAUGCUGUUCUAAAAUACACAGCUGCUGUUGCAAGACUCCCUGAGAACUCCUAACGGGUUGCUGAGUUUGCCAGAUACGUUGAACCGGGGACUUGUAAUAUAAAUCAGGCAAUGCUAAUUAAUAGUUGCAAGUUAUAUUCAACAGCCAGUGUAAUAUAUUUUGGGGUGAAUACUUGUGCUCCUUGGUAUUUAUAUGUUGGAAAUUUAUACUUCACAGUUCCUAUCAUGUAUAUGAAUCUUUGAAUAAUUUACAUACAUGCACAAAAAUCACAACAAAG